AUGAUAAUGUUUAGAAUGAACGACCGUGUGGUUGGGUCACUUGGUAAAUGUCAAAACUAUAAUUUGGCUCAAGGUGAGUAUGGUAAUGGAAUAUGGGAAGAGACAACGCAUCCACAAAAAUAA
Messenger RNA from Cavenderia fasciculata, 123 nucleotides. RefSeq lists its product as uncharacterized. NCBI's taxonomy places the organism in Eukaryota, Evosea, Eumycetozoa, Acytosteliales, Cavenderiaceae. The transcript has 2 exons. Bases 1 to 123 code for a protein of 40 amino acids. The record is from RefSeq and is a predicted model, not a curated record.